Malania oleifera is the source of this 1665-nucleotide messenger RNA. RefSeq names its product protein SIEVE ELEMENT OCCLUSION B-like. NCBI's taxonomy places the organism in Eukaryota, Viridiplantae, Streptophyta, Magnoliopsida, Santalales, Ximeniaceae. Gene Ontology annotation, biological process: phloem development. The transcript is spliced from 6 exons. The record is from RefSeq and is a predicted model, not a curated record. The coding region runs from base 1 to 1665 and encodes 554 amino acids.
AUGAAGAACAAGAGCGGUGGAGGAACAGCGGCCAUAUUUCGAUCACUCUCAAGCUUGGAGUGGGAAGCCAAACUAGCGGUGGUAUUGGCAGCAUUUGCACUAAGGUACGAGGAGUAUAUGUACUACCGUCGUCAUCAGGGAAAAGAUGACAGUCGCGUGCUGUUACGCUCAGUGGAUCUGCUGAAGCAGAGACCAAAUGAAACUGUGGAGCAAUUGCUAAACAGAUACUGCAUCCACAUGAUCAAUGACGUGCUUAAGGUGGCCGAGCAACUAGUGAGGCUGCGUGAGCACGCUCGCGACCUUGGGAUUAAUGAAAUAUCAGUGGAGAACUUCGCUAUCUAUGCCUACUGGUUCAUCAGGGGGUUCGCCUUUUGCACCAGUUUUAUAAGCCACGAACAGUCAAUGCAGUUCCAAGAGUUAAGCACCUUAUCUACCGAAAUCAAAAAGAGAAAGGAGGCCUUUGAAUUUCGGCUUGCUGGCUACCAUCAUCAGAUUGCUUGUGAAGCCCUUCAGCAGCUCUCACGAACACCUGGAAUUGGGCUUGAAAAGAUCAUCAGCUCCCUGAUUAAUUUUCAUGAGGAUGACCAGGAACCUCCACUCUUUGAUUGUUCUUCCGGCUCGCGGGCGUGUUCUGCUGUUUAUAUCAAAUUGCGACAUCCCUGUGGAAGAGUUGGAAAUUGUCAAAGAAAAGUUAGAAGAGUUGCAAAAGAGCACAAAAGAGUACGUUACCGUAUGGCUUCCAAUGUCGGGCCGAACGGACCCAAGGUUCGUCCCCCAAAAGGACAAGUGGGUGGGCUACAUCGUGGCCCGCCAAUUCCUAUCGAGGCUUGGGGCUUGAAUGAAGAGCCCGUUCUGGUGGUGCUGGACGAAAAGCGCAGUGUCGUCCGCCUUAACGGGCUCCACAUGCUCCACAUUUGGGGCAACACGGCCGUCCCCUUCAUGCGCGAGAGGGAGCGUGAACUCUGGGAAAAGGAGACUUGGAGCCUUCAGCUGUUGCUGGGUGCCAUUGAUCAUGCCACCUUGGAAAAGAUAAAAGAUGAUCAACUAAUAUGUGUGUACGGGGGAUUAGAUGAAGCAUUGAUCGGAGAGUUUAGGACCAAAGCGAAGGAAUUUAUUGAUGAUGAAAGAAUGUUUUAUGUGGGAAAGACCAAAAAUGCCAAACUUAAAGACUAUUUGAAUAAAUUCAACACAAUCCAAGCUUGGAAGGAUUUGAAGACGAUCCACCACUUUUGGGCUCGGUUAAACAGCAUGUGGCAUUCAUACGAGCAGAUUCAGGACACUAAUACGUUGGGCCGCAACAAAAUGGACCCGAUAUUGACCAACGUAAAGAUCUUGGUGGGCUUCGAUGGUCACAAUGAUAGUUGGGCCUUGAUCGGGACCAAGAAUGGGUCCGAGAUAGCUCAAGCAACUAUUGGAGUGAUGUUGGACCACAUAAAGGGCCUAACGAAUGAAGUGAAGAACAAACUAAAGGAGAAUGGAGGCAAGGAAGUGGGGGCAUUGAGGCCCCCGCAUGCGCCCCAUUGCCACCGCUUUGAGUUGCUAUGGAACCCUUAUGAGGCCCUUGACUGUCCCACGUGCGGCGAGCGCAUGGAGAAGUACACCACCUUCAAAUGCUGCAAGGGCGGUGAAGCAAAGGAGGAGAAGGUGAAAGAGGCCAAAGCCUGA